Messenger RNA from Exophiala aquamarina CBS 119918, 645 nucleotides. RefSeq lists its product as uncharacterized. The record is from RefSeq and is a predicted model, not a curated record. Lineage: Eukaryota; Fungi; Ascomycota; Eurotiomycetes; Chaetothyriales; Herpotrichiellaceae. The coding region runs from base 1 to 645 and encodes 214 amino acids. The transcript has 2 exons.
AUGGGACUAGCAAAGGACAAUGCCGAGAAGCUAGUUCGAAUCGUCACUCCUGGAGUAUGGAUGCCCGAAGAAUUCACAGUUGGAUCCCAGAGUUCAGACAGUCUGAGUGAGGAAUUGAAGGCCAAGGGCCGAUACUGCCCGGUCUGUUAUUCUGUCACCAAAGACUUGGGCAUAUUCUCACGGCCAAAUGAGCCCCAUCCAAGGAAAUCCAAGUUGUUCCUUCAAUGGGAUGUUACUCUGCUGGAUCUUGUCAUGUCUGCUGAGGCAGACUGCAUAUUCUGCUGUUUCAUGAUAUCUCGAUUCUUCAAUGAUCCAAUGUACACCUUUUAUAUCGGUCAAGAAUUCGGGGCCAAAUUCGGAUGCUGCUAUCAAAAUCCCUCGCCGUCACGAGCGAAGGAGGUCCUCGACGCUGUCGCAAGAACACGGGAGAACUGUAAGAAGUACGGGAACCCACGCUUCCUCCUUAUAGCACAGCCCGAUGAUUAUUCUGUUCCGGAUGGCCGAUAUGAAAGACUGCGUUUUCUCGUGGACCGGACGAACUUGACCACAGCCGGUGCCGUGGAAGAGAUUUUGGGCUACAGGCGGCAGAUUGUUGUUGAAAUAUCCGCCCUCGCAGUCGCUAAAGCAAUCAAGGAUCUCGAGUAA